UAAAGUUUCUAUUGGAGCCCAAAUCAAACCGAACCGAAUCUGCUGCCAGAUUCUCAUCAAUGUUUUCCAACAAGCCGAGCCGUUUGGACUUUUACAUCAGCGGGACAUCGGUCGGUCGGGUCACCGUGACGUCAUAGCCCCGGUGUGGUGCCGCAGGUUCGGUGGGUUGGACUGUCGGCCUGGGAGGUUCCGAGCGGCAGGAGGAGGAUCUGCUGCCUGACAGUCGGAGCCCCGAGUCGGUCAGAGCGCACAGCACAGCGGCGCUGCUGCAGACCGGACCGAACCGAGCCGAGCCGAGCCGAACCGCUGCCUGAUGCCUCGCGUCGCUUCACCUCUACAGGAACUUUGUGGGUUUUGGGGAAUCCGAACCUGUGGUGGAAACGCGCCGCUCAUGUUCCGGUGGCAUGAAUUUGGACAGAAUCUCGGAGGCCGUGAGAGCCGCGCCGCCCCGUGACGUGGCCGCCGCGUUUCAUUUACAGAGACCAGCGGAGGCCGGACGGGUUCUGGAGAACUCCAGCAGCGAGUCGUCAGACGCAGAGCUGGCAGACAAGGAGCGCAGCGCGGAGCAGCGCAGCGAUGACGGCAGCGCCGACGACCCGAAGAAGAAGAAGCAGCGGCGGCAGCGGACUCACUUCACCAGCCAGCAGCUGCAGGAGCUGGAGGCCACGUUCCAGAGGAACCGGUACCCGGACAUGAGCACCAGGGAGGAGAUCGCCGUCUGGACCAACCUGACCGAGGCCAGGGUUCGGGUGUGGUUCAAGAACCGCCGGGCCAAGUGGAGGAAGCGGGAGCGGAACCAGCAGAUGGACCUGUGCAAGAACAGCUACCUGCCGCAGUUCAGCGGCCUCAUGCAGCCCUACGAAGACAUGUACCCGACCUACACCUACAACAACUGGACCAACAAGGGCCUGGCCCCGGCGCCGCUGUCCACCAAGAACUUCACCUUCUUCAACUCCAUGAGUCCGCUCACCUCGCAGUCCAUGUUCUCCGCGCCGAACUCCAUCUCCUCCAUGAGUAUGGCGUCCGGCAUGGGCCACUCCGCGGUGCCCGGCAUGGCGGCCCCGGGCCUCAACAACAUCAGCAACCUGAACGGCAUCGGAACCUCUGGCAUCAACUCGGCCAUGUCGUCCUCCGCGUGUCCGUAUGGCCCUCCCGGCUCGCCGUACAGCGUUUACCGGGACACGUGCAACUCCAGCCUGGCCACCCUAAGACUGAAGUCCAAGCAGCACCCGACGUUCGGCUACAGCGGCCUGCAGAGCCCCGGCUCCAGCCUCAACGCCUGCCAGUACAACAGCUGACGGGCCGCGGGGCCCCGAACCGACCCGCAGGAUCCGCAUCUCACCCCGAACCCGCACCCGAACCGACCCGGAUCCCUGCGCUCAACUUUUCCCUGAGAGAAAAAAGGAUGCUGCGGGUUGAAACAUCCGGGAUCCUUUUCUAAAUAAUGAAGACGUGUUUCUGCUGCACUGUACAUAUUUCACUGUAAAUACAAACUGGGAUUCUGGUUCCGGUACCGGCGGAGCUGCUUGGUGGCUCCAUGUCGUAGCGACGCACUUAAACUAUUCAAAACCAAAAAUUAUAAAAAUACUCCAAAUAUUUCAUUUGAUAUUUUCAGGAAUAUUUUUUUCAUCCGUUUCGUUUCUGAUGAGCAGAAAUUGAUCAGCAGCUGGUUCCGUUUCGUACCUGGAAAAAGAACAUCGCGCCAAAAAAACGACUAAAAAAUAACAAGAAGAAAAAUGACCCACGGAGCAAAAACCCAGAAUCCAUUUGGAAAUGACAGGUACGAAACGGAGCCACAAGUUUUGCUCGUUGUUCGUUUUUGAAUUAAAUUUUCAAUUCAUAAAAAAUAAAAAGACAGAAAAUGUCGGAGGUGAAAUGAA
Molecule: messenger RNA, 1880 nt
Organism: Poeciliopsis prolifica (blackstripe livebearer)
Lineage: Eukaryota; Metazoa; Chordata; Actinopteri; Cyprinodontiformes; Poeciliidae
Product: pituitary homeobox 1-like
Exons: 4
Coding region: 405-1298 (297 amino acids)
Biological process (GO): regulation of transcription by RNA polymerase II; anatomical structure morphogenesis
Cellular component (GO): nucleus
Molecular function (GO): RNA polymerase II cis-regulatory region sequence-specific DNA binding; DNA-binding transcription factor activity, RNA polymerase II-specific
Source: RefSeq, a predicted model, not a curated record